This is a messenger RNA of Mustela lutreola (European mink), 8896 nucleotides long. RefSeq names its product protocadherin 7 (gene PCDH7). The record is from RefSeq and is a predicted model, not a curated record. Gene Ontology annotation, molecular function: calcium ion binding. Lineage: Eukaryota; Metazoa; Chordata; Mammalia; Carnivora; Mustelidae. Gene Ontology annotation, cellular component: plasma membrane. The transcript is spliced from 3 exons. Gene Ontology annotation, biological process: homophilic cell-cell adhesion. The coding region runs from base 1057 to 4851 and encodes 1264 amino acids.
AUCUCCUCCCUGAAUCGCGCACAGCGCUGCAGAUCCCAGUGCUCCGAAUUGCGGGCCGAAUGCAGGUGAGGAAAGGCACGGACUCUGCGGCUGCGAACCCAAACUUGGGCACCGCGCGGUGCGCACGGCUCAGCCUUCGCCCCCGCGGGCGAACGGCUGCUGCGGUUUCAGGCGGCGGCUUCGUGACUAAUGACCUUGCGCAGAGUUGUUAAGAAAAAAAGAGAAACCCGAGCUCUUGUGGGUGAGAAGAGACUGACUCUGGGCGUCUCUGACGAUGGCUCGGGCUGCUCUUGGGCGCGCGGGGGGGACCCGGACGCGGACCGCUGUGUGACGCGAGUGGUCUCCACUGCACGGUGCCCGAAGCGACCUGCCAGGGAUUUUUCAUUCUCGUUCUGUUGACUGGCUCCCCCGCUGCCAGAGCGGAGUCAGAGUUCAGACUGGCUUGUUGCUGGCCCCGGCGCCUCGUGCAGGAAGCAACUCACGUUUGCCUGGGCAGCCGGAGCAGAAGCUGGGUCUGGAGUGAGUGGCUGGAACGUGAAUUGGACGCAACUCGAGUAGCAGCAAAGACGAACAGGGUUGGCAGGCGGGGGAGGCUGCAGGCUUGUUCCCCGCCGCUUCCCGGCUCCACCACCCGCCUGCCGGAGCGGUUCCGGCCCCAUCCGACAGAGAGGGAACCGGAGCCCGGGAUCCUUCGCCCGCUGCGGGGAUGACUCUGGGGGGGGGGGGGGCGCCGAGCCCGCGGCGCGCAGUGUCCCGUGAACUGUGAGUACUGCGACUGAACGGCGGCCGGCGAGCGGGCGAUUAGCACCCAUUGCAUGAAUUAUGAAACAAUAACUUUCGGAAGAAGCAGAAGGAAAAAAAAAAAAAAAGAAGAAGGAUCUAUCGCCGGUCCCCCUGGCCGACUCCGCACGGUGCUCUUGCCCCCUCCCUCCUCUCGCUUCCUCCUUUCCCGGAGAGAGAAGAGGACUGGGAGGAGGGCAGGCGGCCGGCCCCGGAGGAGGGGGGCGCAGAGGGGGCUGUGAUUAGAAGGAGCAGUAGCAGCAGCAGCAGGAGAAGAUGCUGAGGAUGCGGACCGCGGGGUGGGCGCGCGGCUGGUGCCUGGGUUGCUGUCUCCUCUUGCCGCUCUCGCUCAGCCUGGCGGCCGCCAAGCAACUCCUCCGAUAUCGACUGGCUGAGGAGGGCCCAGCGGACGUCCGCAUCGGCAACGUCGCCUCGGACUUGGGCAUCGUGACGGGUUCGGGUGAGGUGACUUUCAGCCUCGAGUCGGGCUCGGAGUACCUAAAGAUCGACAACCUCACCGGCGAGCUGAGCACGAGCGAGCGGCGCAUCGACCGCGAGAAGCUGCCCCAGUGUCAGAUGAUCUUCGACGAGAACGAGUGCUUUCUGGACUUCGAAGUGUCGGUCAUCGGGCCCUCGCAGAGCUGGGUGGACCUGUUCGAGGGUCGGGUCAUCGUACUCGAUAUCAACGACAACACGCCCACCUUCCCGUCACCGGUGCUCACGCUCACGGUGGAGGAGAACCGGCCGGUGGGCACUCUCUACCUGCUACCCACCGCCACGGACCGUGACUUCGGCCGUAACGGCAUCGAGCGCUACGAGCUGCUCCAGGAGCCCGGGGGCGGUGGCGGCGGCGGCGGCGGCGGCGGCAGCGGCGGCGGCGGCGAGGGCCGGCGCUCUGGGCCUGCCGACAGCGCCCCCUACCCCGGGGGCGGCGGGAACGGCGCGAGCGGCGGCGGCCCGGGCGGCUCCAAGAGGCGGCCGGACGCACCAGAGGGCGGCGGCGGGACCAACCCCGGUGGCCGUAGCAGCGUGUUCGAACUGCAGGUGGCCGACACCCCGGAUGGCGAGAAGCAGCCACAGCUGAUUGUGAAGGGGGCGCUGGACCGGGAACAACGCGAUUCCUACGAGCUGACCCUGCGGGUGCGCGACGGUGGCGACCCUCCUCGCUCCUCUCAGGCUAUCCUAAGGGUGCUCAUCACCGACGUGAACGACAACAGCCCCCGCUUCGAGAAGAGCGUGUAUGAAGCUGACCUAGCCGAGAAUAGCGCCCCAGGGACUCCCAUCCUGCAGCUGCGUGCCGCGGACCUGGACGUGGGGGUCAACGGACAGAUCGAGUAUGUGUUCGGAGCGGCUACCGAAUCCGUGCGGCGGCUGCUGCGACUGGACGAGACGUCCGGCUGGCUCAGUGUCCUGCAUCGCAUCGACCGCGAGGAGGUGAACCAGCUGCGCUUCACGGUCAUGGCCCGCGACCGCGGGCAGCCCCCCAAGACCGACAAGGCCACGGUGGUCCUUAACAUCAAGGACGAGAACGACAAUGUGCCGUCCAUUGAAAUCCGCAAGAUCGGGCGUAUCCCACUCAAGGACGGGGUGGCCAACGUGGCCGAAGAUGUUCUGGUCGACACCCCCAUUGCUCUGGUACAGGUGUCCGACCGAGACCAAGGCGAGAACGGGGUAGUCACCUGCACCGUGGUGGGUGAUGUGCCCUUCCAGCUCAAGCCGGCCAGCGACACAGAGGGCGACCAGAACAAGAAAAAGUACUUUCUGCACACCUCGACCCCUUUGGACUAUGAGACCACCCGGGAAUUCAACGUGGUCAUAGUGGCGGUGGACUCGGGCAGCCCCAGCCUCUCCAGCAACAACUCCCUGGUUGUCAAGGUAGGAGACACCAAUGACAACCCGCCCGUCUUUGGCCAGUCGGUGGUGGAGGUGUACUUUCCCGAGAAUAACAUCCCUGGAGAGAGGGUGGCCACGGUGCUGGCGACAGACGCCGACAGUGGGAAAAAUGCAGAGAUUGCCUACUCUCUGGAUUCUUCCGUUAUGGGGAUCUUUGCCAUCGAUCCUGAUUCUGGGGACAUCCUUGUCAAUACGGUGCUGGACCGAGAGCAGACAGACAGGUAUGAGUUUAAAGUUAACGCCAAAGACAAAGGCAUCCCAGUGCUGCAGGGCAGCACCACGGUGAUUGUGCAGGUGGCUGACAAGAAUGACAAUGACCCUAAGUUUAUGCAGGACGUCUUUACCUUUUAUGUGAAAGAAAACUUGCAGCCCAACAGCCCUGUGGGGAUGGUCACGGUGAUGGAUGCUGACAAGGGGCGCAAUGCGGAGAUGAGCCUCUACAUCGAAGAAAACAGUAACAUUUUUUCCAUUGAGAAUGACACGGGGACCAUUUACUCCACAAUGUCUUUUGACCGGGAACAUCAGACCACAUACACAUUCAGAGUCAAGGCUGUGGAUGGGGGAGAUCCUCCCAGAUCCGCCACAGCCACAGUCUCUCUCUUUGUGAUGGAUGAGAAUGACAAUGCUCCCACCGUGACCCUUCCCAGAAACAUUUCCUACACUUUACUGCCACCUUCGAGUAAUGUCAGGACAGUAGUAGCUACAGUGUUGGCAACAGACAGUGACGAUGGCAUCAAUGCAGACCUUAACUACAGCAUUGUGGGAGGGAAUCCCUUCAAGCUGUUUGAGAUUGAUUCCACCAGUGGUGUGGUUUCCUUAGUGGGAAAACUCACCCAAAAGCAUUAUGGCUUGCACAGGUUGGUUGUGCAAGUGAAUGAUAGUGGGCAGCCUUCCCAGUCCACCACAACUCUGGUGCAUGUGUUUGUCAAUGAAAGUGUUUCUAAUGCAACUGUGAUUGACUCCCAGAUAGCCAGAAGUUUGCACACCCCACUCACCCAGGAUAUAGCUGGUGACCCAAGUUACGAAAUUAGCAAGCAGAGACUCAGUAUUGUCAUUGGGGUGGUUGCUGGAAUUAUGACAGUGAUUCUAAUCAUCUUAAUUGUAGUGAUGGCAAGGUACUGCCGGUCCAAAAAUAAAAAUGGCUAUGAAGCUGGCAAAAAGGAUCACGAAGACUUUUUUACACCCCAGCAGCACGACAAAUCUAAAAAGCCUAAAAAGGACAAGAAAAACAAAAAAUCUAAGCAGCCUCUCUACAGCAGCAUUGUCACUGUAGAAGCUUCUAAACCAAAUGGACAGAGGUAUGAUAGUGUCAAUGAGAAGCUGUCAGAUAGCCCAAGCAUGGGGCGAUACCGAUCUGUUAAUGGGGGGCCUGGCAGUCCUGACCUGGCCAGGCAUUACAAAUCUAGCUCUCCAUUGCCUACUGUCCAGCUUCACCCCCAGUCACCAACUGCAGGAAAAAAACACCAGGCCGUACAAGAUCUACCACCAGCCAACACCUUUGUGGGAGCAGGAGACAACAUUUCAAUUGGAUCAGAUCACUGCUCUGAAUACAGCUGUCAAACCAAUAACAAGUACAGCAAACAGCCAUUUCGUAGAGUGACGUUUUCUGUUGUGAGUCAGCCUCAGGACCCACAUCAGGGGUCACUGCAGAGUUGCUAUGACAGCGGGCUGGAGGAGUCAGAGACACCAAGCAGUAAGAGUUCAUCAGGGCCAAGGCUGGGUGCCCUUCCACUCCCAGAGGACAACUAUGAAAGGACCACGCCGGAUGGCAGUGUUGGUGAGGCAGAGCAUAUGGAAAAUGAUUCAAGACCUCUUCCAGAUGUAGCCCUGACUGGAAAGUGUACCCGUGAGUGUGAUGAAUAUGGCCACUCAGACUCCUGCUGGAUGCCGGUCCGCACUUCUCCAGAGAGGAAGAAGAGCCAGCCCAAACUCUCCACUUUCAUGCCUGUUGAUGAACGAGGAAGCCAGGAAAAGCUGGCCAAUGGCGAGGCCGCCAUCAUGGGUGACCGCAACAGAAACCUUCUGAACAAAAAGUUGACCUCGUCCUAUGAGACCUUCAGUGCAGCUAGUUUCAGCAAAAAUGAGGAAGCCAACCCUGAGGAUAUUCCCCUUACAAAAACAGGGGAAUACAAGCCAUCUCCUGUCAAUACUCUCACUAGAAGAGAAGUUUACCUGUAGGUUAUGAAGAAGAACGGCAAAGUUCUUUUCAUGUAUGAGAAGGAGAAUAAGGGGCAAAAAACCUUACAAAGAAAAACCGUUUAAUCACAAAGAGGGGGCUACCAAAGAGACAAAGCUUUGCCUGCCACUUCUGCCUCCAGAUCAGGCCUUUAGUGAUACUGUUAGCCUGAUUGUAAUGUACAAUGUAGAAACCAUCCUUGUUACUUGCAUGUCUAAUCCCCUCACUGAUUAUUCCCAACACCCUUUAUCCCUCUUCCCCAUCCCCCUCCAAGGAGGGAAAAAAAAAAAAAAAAAGAUGGUUGCAAGUUUCUUUCAUGGUAACAAGCCUGAUUAGCAGAACACAACACACUCUCAUUAUCCCUAAACUGAAGCAUGAUUUAGUCACUUUGAUUUAGUUCGAAUGCCAUCCUGCUGGUCAAAAAAAAAAAAAAAAAAAACCAAACAAACAAACAAAAACCCCACACAGACAAAAAAAUAAAAAUAAAAAUAAAUUAAAAGAUAAAAAACAAACAAACAAACAAAAAACAAAUCAGGUAAAUGUAUUUUAGACAUACCAUGAGAAUAUAAUUAAUCACCAUGAAAGGCAAUCCCCCCAAAAUAAUAAAGUCCCUGUAAAGGUACAGUUCUUAUUAAGGGGGACUCUACAAGAAUAUUGAGAAUCUCACAGCUUUAAAAUUCUAACAAAGACUGACAGCUAGACAAUACCCAGUUGGAGAUUGUAGUACCAAAUUGACAUAUGUUGUUCUUUUCAAGUCAGGGGUAUCCACUUCAAUCACAUACAUUCAUCGAAUAUUCUUAGUAUACACACAAUCUUGACCACAUGUAUCAAUUACACUAAUUAUAACUUGUAAAAAUUAUAUAUAUUUUUUUCAGAACAGCACCACUGUUAUCAACUAACUGGAACAAUGUGUCAUUAAAAGGCCAAAGAUCACACGGCAGAUCAGGGAAAUCAUGAAGCAGAUUUGGUCUUGACUGGAAAUCCAUUAAGCAACAAAAGCAACUGAACCCAUGCACAUACAGAAAUACUCAAACACUAGCUUAUUUUACAUUGUCUCUAUACCUGAAAACAUGCAUUCUCUUUUAAAAUGGGUUUUCUUUGAAAGCUCAGAAAAUGAAAACUAAAGUGAUGUAUUUUUGGUAUAAUAGUAGACAAUUAGUUAAGUUUCAAGUUUAGCUUCAAAACCUAUUAUCAGGGAAGUUUCACUUGUAAAAAUCAUUUUUGUGGGUAGGUAGGGAAAGAAGGAUAUGUCGGUAUAAAGUCUUUUAAGUUAAAAUCACUUUUAUCAUUUUGGAAUCCAGGUAAUACGUGCUGGUCUUACUAUUUACGUUUCAAAUUACCAGUUGUAUUUUUUGUGUGUUUAAGGCACUCUUUCAUAUAACACAAGUGCAUUAAUUUUGAUCCUGUGCAAUAUAGCACUAUUUCAAGUCUCACAACAUUGAAACAAGGUGACACCCUAAUUGAUUUGUCAUUAAUGUGAUUUUGAACAUGAUACAAUAUGUCUUAAAACAAAUCUAGAUGGAACAUGAAAGAAAUGAGUUCUGGGCAGUGAUAUGUCUCCUUGUAUGUACAUCUCUCAAAGUGGAAAAUAUGCAAUUUUUUCAGUGUGAAAAAAAAACCACAAUAUGCAGAUUUUGGGUCAUUUGUUCUAUAGAGGGUGAUUUAACAUAAUUGGAAAUUGAGCUGGGACAUUCAGACAGAAGUGACAAUCCAGGGACAGAAUAGGGGAUAACAGGUGAGAAGAGCAAAUGUUCCCAACACUGAAUGUUUGCAACCUGGUUAAGACAUAGCCUGAUGGCUCUCUAGCAAACUGUAGAAAUAAUGUAGCUUUGGAUAGUUUUAUUCUUUACAGAAUUUCUUAGACUAUAAGGUGAAACAGCCUGGACCAGAGGUUGUGAACUCACUAUAGGUCAUCAAAAUGUUUAUCUUUGAAAACAACUUCUCUGUUUGGUGGGCUACUCUUUUGGGGUCAUUUCCUUCUGCUCUUUCUUAAAUGGAGUUUUCAUUUUGAUGUUAGUUUAUGUAUAAUAGUUAAGAUGAAAGAAGAUAUGUAAUUGAAACAAAAAUACUGGACUAAAAUAUCAAUAAUUGAACAUGUUUAUGUUUAAUUAUUAUUUACAUGAUGGAAAGAUGCAAUUCUAGUACUCUGUUAGGAAACUGCAUUAAAGCAGUUCUGCCUUGUAUAAUCUGUAAGUACCUAUUAAGACAAAAUACUUCUAAAGAUACUUAUAAAAUGUAUACAUAUUUUUUCUUGCACGUUACAAAGCAAAUACUCAAUUGCAUAACACAGGUGUUCAACAAACUUUUUUUUAAUGCAUUUAUUUUCUUUCUUUCAUGAGACACUUGAAGCCAUUAGAUAGCUCAUUUCAUUCUAUCUUAAAACCCUUCCAUUGUCUAUAAAGCUAAUACGGGUCAUACUGGACCUUUGGAUUAAUUGGAUCUACAUUCCCCAAUGAUGUUUGCACCACAUUCAAGACAGCCAUGUCAUUGUCAUUUAACUCGUGAGCCUCUCUUUAGAACUAAAAUGGGUGUGAAAGAAAAAAAUUCAGUGUACUGUAAGUAUUCUCAGUAAUUCUAGUAGAAUUAGCUCUCAUAACAUGUUUAUUAUAUAAUGAGCUGGCAUGACACAGAAAUAUAUUUUGUGUUUGUAUGACUUUUAUUUUGAAUAGGCUAAAUCUGGUGCCACUCCAUAUAUAGAGUGCUUUUGAAAAAAAUCAAUAAAAAGAAACAAAAAAAAUAAAUGAGUGAAUGCAAAACAAGCAACUGUGCCUUUUAUACCUGUUGUUACGGUAAAAAAAACGGUUGUUGGGUUUGGACAAUGAGGGAAAAUGGGCUAUUCCCAACUUUUUUGAUCCUGUAUAUUUAUCCAUGUUUAUUUUCUGAAAAUAAUAAAUAAUAUAUUAAAAAUUUGCCUUCUGACAAACUCAGAUAAUGGACCAGUCUUAAAUAUCGUUCAUUCAUAAAACAAAACUAAGGCAUUAACAUGGACUGCUUAAUUCUGACUAGAAGGCUCAAGCGUUUAUUAUAAUAGUAACACAGAGAGAGAUUAUCAGGGGUGAAAUCAGUCCAUUUUGCAAGGUCAAAUAUUGAUUUCGAAUUUCUAUUCUUUAUUUCCGUUUUGUUGUUAAUUUUUCUUUUAGCUGCUGUUUCAUUUUGGUUGUAUAGUAUAUAAACCAUACUUGUUUUCUGUACACAAGAUUCUCAAGUGAACUUUGCAUGCAUUAUACAUUAGGACACAUUUAUAAAUUAAUGAGUAACUAUAUAAAUUUAUGUGUAUUAAAAUUUAUGUGUAUGUCUGUAGCUUCAGUCUAAAAUCUAAUGCUCAUUCUGACCCUCCAGAUAUCAUUUCUGUAUGGUUUCUGACUGGCCUGCUGCCUGAGUUUCAGAAAACAAGAGAGGCAUUAUUUUUAUGGGAAGAGAAACUAAGAUGGUACUGAAGAUGUCAGGCUGAAAGGCUACCCUAGGAAGCUCUCUUAAAGGAAAAUAAUAUAACACACAGACCCGAAGAAACCUCCAAGAAUCAAGCCAUCCCAAAUUCAGGCCUGAGAAAUCUGAAGACGGAAGUAGUUUUAGGGAUGUUGUAUCCGUGAUAAAUAUACAAUGUGUCCUUAGGUAGGAAUAAAACAAAAACAGUGAAUAUGAUCAAGAAUAUUCUAGAGCUGGUCAGUUGUGAUCCAGGCAGAGGUAGAUCCAACAUCUGGAGGAAGACCUCAUACUUUCAGCUCCCUAGGGUUUACUUUCAGACAACUUUUCCUACAUUUUAAAGCACUUGCAUUCAGUGUGGUACAAUCUGUUUGUAAUGUUAAUCAUUGACUAUUGUUCUGCUACUUGGAUGUUGAUAGUGAAGCAGAAAACAAUUUAUCAUCCUUUAUUAUGAGUCACUAUGCACGCAACUAUGCUAAACAUGGCGAAAUGUAUGAAACACUCGUCCAACUAUUUAUGAAAUACUUUACAUAAUUUAAUUUGCUUUUGUACAGUUUUAUGUAAAUAAAUUGCUUGUCAUUUUUGUCUCUGCAAAUUAAAAUAUAACAUGGUCAAAUGGUUUCA